AUGACCCCGCGAAACCCACCCCGCCCUGCGCUGCCCUUCCCCGCAUCCCAGUAUUUCUGCUCUCUCCGCAACUCUCUCAGAUCACUGCGACCCUGGUUAAUGAGCCCGAAGAAAGGUCCGACUCCGAGGCACUCGAAGAAGGCCGGAAGAGAGAGUGAUACGAUCACGUGUGCCGCCAGCCAUAUACAAGCGCCAGCUCAAGCUUUCGUUCUUCCACCAACCGCGAGUCUCCCUGACCGCGAUGCAAUAAGUUCGCGCUCUCAAAGGACGAGGCGACGCAGGAAAUACAGAAAACAGAAACAUAAGGACCCUAUGACGGAGGAUGCGCUUUGUUUGACGAGUCUGGACUAUGAAGCCGACGUCGACAGCUGCUUCUUGCCGCUGGGCUCGCCCCGAAGUCUAUUUGACUGUGGUUCUUUGACUGUAGAAGACAGUCUAUCCCGCAAGGCGCAAGUUGCCUCAUGCUUGCCACGGCAUACAAGUGAGGCGACCUUGGGGGACAGCCUUUUGCUCCGACCCUUGCAGUCUUUGUCCGUACAAGACAUGCUCUGCAACGCGAAGGCGACCGUGGUGACGGCUUCCGCUAGCUACGACUCAGAGGAAUGGACAGAAGAACGCGACAAUGACGUGUUGCGGGAGUAUUUCCUCGUGCGCACCAACAUCGUGCUCAACUCGAUUUGCCCCGAGCGGGCACCCCACAUCGUCAUCACUCCCGUACUAGAAACCCCUGAAGACUACUAUACCCCGUGGAAUAAUCGCGUAGACUAUCACUUCCAAGAUAAUGCCCUCCUCAUAACCCCCGGAUUCGACGUGUCGCGUCAUUCCAGGAUGCCAGGACGCGAUCCUGCAUGCUAUUGGCCCGUGGCGUCGGGUUUAUCGAUUGAGCACGGGAUCCCGCGCCGCGUCUUCAGUCCAUCACGCUUCAAUCAAGAGCUGUUCGCAACUGAAGGCGAAAGGUUGACCAUGAACCCCACUGUGACUGCUUUGCAGCGCCAUCGAUUGAAAUCUGUGGCUAUUGACGCCUGCACCAUCGCCGCAGGCUGGCAAAAACGAUACGAAGACUCUAAUGUCCUCGCAUCGAUUGAAAAACCAUUCCGAUGGACAGAUCCGGCUGAGCCAAUCUUAAAAUAUGCAAACUGGCCAGGAGUGGUCCUCUUCGAGUCUCAAAACCCCUUUGCGGCACCCCACAUCAUGUUGUACACGCCACCUCAGGAAGACCCGUGGAUAUCCCACUCGAACGCACUUAACGACCCCCAAGAUGGCGGGUUCGGCCGAUACCUCGUCGUUCCUUCACGACUCGUCAACUUCAUCAACGUCCCCAAUCCACGAUUCGACGACUAUGAUGACUACCUCGAUGAUGACCUCGAUUACUCCGAAGCUGACUCUCCACCGGAAACUCCAGAACCUGAAACUCCCAUCGAUCUAGAAGAUGGAGAGUAUUUCCCAUCGACUGGCUGGCAUCUAAACGAUGGCAACGAAGAUUCACUCAUUAACGAGACCCUUCCCUCUGGGAAGUGGUCCGAUGACUGUCGCUGGGGAGAGCCUCAAACUAAGGUUGACGCUGCUCCCUCACUGGCUGAUCUUCCACCACGCCCUUCGCAACCCAUCUUUUACAUGGAUGACGAAGAAGAGGAAGAUCUCCCACCACUCGACGAUUGGUAUCUGAGCGUUGCAGCACGCAACGGGCUUCAGAUAGCAACCUAG
This is a messenger RNA of Coprinopsis cinerea okayama7#130, 1704 nucleotides long. RefSeq lists its product as hypothetical. The coding region runs from base 1 to 1704 and encodes 567 amino acids. Lineage: Eukaryota; Fungi; Basidiomycota; Agaricomycetes; Agaricales; Psathyrellaceae. The transcript has 7 exons. The record is from RefSeq and is a predicted model, not a curated record.